Octopus bimaculoides (California two-spot octopus) is the source of this 4247-nucleotide messenger RNA. RefSeq lists its product as uncharacterized. The record is from RefSeq and is a predicted model, not a curated record. NCBI's taxonomy places the organism in Eukaryota, Metazoa, Mollusca, Cephalopoda, Octopoda, Octopodidae. Gene Ontology annotation, molecular function: RNA polymerase II cis-regulatory region sequence-specific DNA binding; DNA-binding transcription activator activity, RNA polymerase II-specific. Gene Ontology annotation, cellular component: nucleus. Gene Ontology annotation, biological process: regulation of transcription by RNA polymerase II.
AACCAUUUUAAGUCGUAGUGGAAACGCGACCUAUGUCGCAAAGAGGCAUACGAAUAUUGUAUAAAUUUUAUGAUUGAAAAAUUGACUAUGUUUUGUACAAACGAGUCUACCAGCUUGCAGGCGCAAUAAGAUGGUUACGCGUGCGGGGGAUACCCACCCCUGCAUUAUAUGGAAGAUUUAGUAAAUGUGGUGAAACAUUUGGCUCGCUCGCUCGCUCGCUAAAUAAAUAAAGUAAGUAAAUUACUUGGGACGUGUAAAACAUUAGGGUUUACUUCUUGAAAUACCAAAACGAAAACAAGAUCAAAAGUCUAAAAAAGAGAAACUUGACAAAAAAUUAUUUUUCAGAACUUCAGCUGUUAUUUCUAACAAUUCGAGCGACCACAUUAAGACUUCCUCAUUUUCUCAGCUGGUUUGACCAGCAUAAACACUGUUGAAAUGGAGUGAAGUAGGUAUUCCGAAAGCUUGGAGGAGUGCACGAUUUUUAAAAAAAUUGAAAUUUUGGAAAUACUGACCGACCUACCCACUCAUCUGUCUAUCUACCCAGCUAUCUAUCCAACUAUCUAUCUAUCUAUCUAUCUAUCUAUCUAUCCAUCUAUAUAUCUAUCUAUCUAUCUAUCUAUCUAUCCAUCUAUCCAUCUGUCUAUCUAUCCAUCUAUCUAUCCGUCUAUCUAUCCAUCUAUCUAUCCAUCUGUCUAUCCAUCUAUCUAUCUAUCCAUCCAUCCAUCUGUCUAACUAACUGUCUAUCUAUCUAUCUAUCUAUCUACCCAGCUCUCUCUCUCGCUCUCUCUCUCACACACACACACCGCUUAUUGACGUCCCAUGUUUGAAUAGUUUAGGUAGAGUGGCCUCCCUCGUGAAACGAAACUGAAAGGACGCCAUUGUUUUAAAUAUUCAGUAAAAGAAUAUUUGACAAUCUCAAAGUGAUUGGUUUAGAAGCUUUGAGGUACCGUUCACUCCCCCGCUUGAAGUAACGACAAAACUAGAAAUUCAGACUGCGCUGCGCAGCAAAAUCAAAACAGGACAUUAAAUAAAAUAUCAAACUAACAGUUAGUCAUUGGUAAGGGUGUUAACUCCAUGUUGGCAUCAUUUUGUAUUGGAAACCGAAAUGCUUCAGAUUUAUCAACGACAGCAGAGAGGCUCUCACAUACUUAUUUUCUUGGAUAAUGUUUUGAGAAUUAACGGUUGAUUGGAGGCGACCGCAAGAGCAAACUGACAUUAUUACAAAUACCUCCAAAUGUAUUGAAAUGUUUGUUAGAGACUUUUAACUUAAUAGUUUCCCUGUAUGAUUUUUUUCGAGGGUAAAAUUAUCCCUUACACCGUCUACUAAUUACUUCAGCGAAUGUAGUUAUCUUGGUGUGAGGUAAACACUAAUGUUUGCUGAUUACUUCGAACCAAUUUAAAUGUUCCAGAAUCGGAUGUUCCAUCACCUUAAGGACUAAAUGUUUCUUUUUAUUACCCACUUUCGCUACGUUAUGAAUUCUUAACGAGAAUAUGGACUUCAAUGGCCAAAUAAUGGUUGAAUAACUUUGAUAUUAUUUCUUCCUUUUCUAGUUGACUUGCAAAUCUUAAGCCUCGAUCAUUUUUAUUGCCACCACAGUGGUAAAUAAAUGUGAAUUCAUCGUACUACAUACAGACACACACAUGCGUAUUUUCCAGACAGAAUCACAAUACUUUUAAGACUAUGAAGCAAAUAUUAAGCCGUAACCAUAUUUCAUAACGUAGAUUAAAAAGAAAGGGGGGAAUCUUUUAUCUACAAUAAUAUAUGUGCUACAUGGACAUAGUCAACAACGGGUACACUGUGGGCAUGUAGAAGAUAUACACACAUUGCAUAUUUUACCCAGUUGUGAAAAGAGAUUCAAAAUAUCUCAGAGAAGCACAAUGACUACGGAGGACGUUAAACCGUUGGUUAUCCCCAACUCAACCGUUUUUACCAAUUUGGAUUCAGUAACAGAGACUUAUAAUAGUAAUGAGAAAACUUUAGGCGAUGAAGUAUUUACUGAAGAAAAAUCAUUGGACAAAACCGUUCGAUGUGAAAUUUGUGGGGAAUCAUUUGGCAAAGUCCGUUAUUUAAAAGAACAUAGGAAAAUACACUCUGGAAAAGAAACUUGCCUUGAUGAAAUAGUUACGAAAUCAUUCUCUCAAACAUCUCUUCCUCUUCAUGAACCUAUUCACACAGGAAAUAAAUCUUACCACUGUGAAAUAUGCGGGAAAUCAUUUGUGAAAAACAGUAAUUUAACGCAACAUAAGAGAGUACACACUGGAGAAAAACCAUUUGCCUGUGAAAUAUGUGGGGAAGCUUUCUCUCACAAUUAUCGUCUUGCUCUCCAUAAACAUAGUCACACUGGAAACAAACCUUUCCACUGUGAAAUAUGUGGAAAAUCAUUUGCUCUUAAUAGUUAUUUAAAAAGUCACAAGAGAAUACACACGGGAGAAAGGCCAUUCCAGUGUGAAAUAUGUGAGAAAUAUUUCGGUCAGAAAUCCAGUUUGGUUACUCACAUACGUAUUCACACUGGGGAAAAACCCUACCACUGUGAAAUCUGUGGUAAAUCUUUCUCUUUUAAUUCCAGUCUUUUGCGUCAUAAAGCAAUGCACUCUGGAGAAAGACCAUUCCAUUGUGAAAUAUGCGGAAAGUCUUUUGUGGAUAAAGGUGAUUUAACGAGACAUAAAAAAAUCCACAAUGAGGAGAAACCUGAGCAGUGUGAAAUUUGUGGAAAAUCUUUCUCAUUUAAAUCCAGGCUUGUUAAUCAUAAAAGAACACAUACUGGAGAAAAACCCUAUCACUGUGAAAUUUGUGGGAAACUAUUCGUUCAGAUUUCACAUCUUGUCAAUCACGUAAGACUACACACUGGAGAGAGACCAUAUCAUUGUGAAAUAUGUGAGAAGUCUUUUGUGACCAAAGGUGCUUUUAUAAGGCACAGAAGGAUACACACUGGAGAGAAGCCUUACAACUGUGAUAUUUGUGGGAAGUUAUUCACUAAUAAUUCUAAUCUUGUUGAUCACUUAAGAAUACAUACUGGGGAAAAGCCAUAUCAUUGUGAUAUAUGUAUGAAGUCUUUCAGAAGUAGCGGUCAUUUUGCCAAACACAAAAAAAUACACACUGAAGAAAAAUUGCUUCUCAGUAAAUCGUCAUCAUGAUGAUGAUCUUCAUUUAGUGUCUGUGUUUUCUGCCUGGCAUGGGUUGGAUGGUUUGGCAGGAUCCAACCUGUUUGGACUGCAUUGUGCAGUGUAUGAUAUGGGUUAUUUUUGACUUGCGGACCCCUUUAUAUUUCAGGCUUUACCUUAUAAACGCUUAUGAAAUUUAUACAUAAAUAUUUGCUUAAAAUAACAUAUUUUUACAUUUAUUUAUUUAACAGUAUUUAACAAAUAGGUUUAUUGUCAAUUAAAAGAUUUCGAUUAAAAAACAUAUAUAAAAUCAAAUUGCCCAUAAAAAGUAUUUGCUGCCCACGGACCCCCUGUCUUGUCCUUGCGGACCACAUUUUGAAAACCCCCCUGGGUUAUACAGUUGGAAGCCCUUCCUAAUACCAACCACUUGACAUUUGUAAUCUGUAGCUGAAUACAAGCUGGAGAGAAAAGAAGAGAAUAUUAAACACUGUUGCUGGUGCCACAUAAAAUGCACUGGUGAUGGUGCCACGUAAAAACUACAGGUAAUGGUGCUAUGUGAAAAUCACCAGUGCAGUGGUGUGGGUGCCAUGUAAAAAGCACCAGUGCUGGUGCCACAUAAAAGGCACUGGUGAUAGUGCCACUUAAAAAGCGCCUAGUACACUCUGCAAAGUGGUUAGCAUUAAGAAGGGCUUCCAGCUGUAGAAACCAAGCGGAAACAGAUUAUGGAACCUGUUGUGAUCCCCUGGCCUUGCCAGCCCCUGUCAAGCUGUCCAACCCAUGCCAGCAUGGAAGAAUGGACGCCAAACAAUGAUGAUCUUGUUGGAGAUGUAUUCUGUCUUGUCAUCUUGUAAUCUAUAAAUAUCUCUUGAAAAUAGGUAUGUUUGUAAUUAAAGUUAAUUACAGAGACUUAGUCUCAUUAUGACUGUAAAAGUUUGUGGAAAUUAUUAUAUAUGACAGAUGAUUUGUUGAAAAUAUUCAUAAAAAAUAAAAUUUUAAAAAUGUAAAACUUUUGUAAAAUCUUAUCACUUGAAUUUAUGGUGAAAUAACUCUUAGUUAUGUAAAUUAAAUUUUCAUAAUUUGUGACCAAAUAGCUUGUGGUUAAUGUAAAUUAACAUUUAUAAAUCUCUUAUAAAAUAUGUUUGCAA